Molecule: messenger RNA, 1594 nt
Organism: Camellia sinensis
Lineage: Eukaryota; Viridiplantae; Streptophyta; Magnoliopsida; Ericales; Theaceae
Source: RefSeq, a predicted model, not a curated record
UCCUCUCCAAUAAGUGACAAAAUGACUACAUCGAUAUAAUAAUUGAAGUAUGGAGACUUAAUUAUCAUAAUUAAAAAAAUCAUAAAUUAAAAUAUUAAGUGAAAUUCAAAAUAAAAUUAAAGAAUGAAAAUGUAAUUUACCUUUUUUUAACAUCUCUCUAAUGGUUGGGGUUACUCUCUCUCCUCUAGUUAGUUGCCCACUAAGACCAGCCUUUCUCCCCAAAAUGCUUUCUCCUCUACGUGGCCACUAACUAGCACUGGCUUUUUGCUAAACAAACCUAAAAGGUUAAUUUUAUAGAAUGGGGAAGAAGAGAGAUGGAUGAUAAGCCACCACCACCACCACCCCAACCCAACCACCACCACCAUAACCGAUCUCUCCACCUCUCCAAAACCACACCACCACCACCACCACCUGUUCGAUCUAGCAACGGCGGCGGAGGAGGAGGAGAUAGGUUAAAAAGAGAUGAAUGGAGUGAAGGAGCAGUUUCGAGUCUGAUCGAAGCCUAUGAAGCCAAAUGGACACUCAGAAACAGAGCAAAGCUCAAGGGCCAAGACUGGGAAGAUGUUGCCAAACACGUGUCUUCUCGAUCCAAUUCCACCAAAUCUCCCAAGACUCAGACGCAGUGCAAGAACAAGAUCGAGUCCAUGAAGAAGCGCUACCGAUCGGAGUCCUCCUCCGCCGCAGCCGCCGAUGGUUCGUCGUGGCCACUCUUCCCUAGGCUCGAUCUAUUACUGCGUGGAAGUAGUACUAGUGGUGCUCCUCCACCACCACAUGCUGUGCCUCCGCCGCCGCCGCCGCCACCACCACCACCACUCCGCAACCCUCCUUUAAUGCUAUUGGAGCAAUCGCUGCCACCGCCACCGCCACCACCACCACUGCCUCCGCCACCAAAACCGUCGCAGCCAUCGCCUCCGGCUCCUUGUCCUGUUGGAAUUGCAGAAAACUCGGAUGCUUCCAAUGGUGUUGAUCGUCGGGCAAAGGAAGAUGGAGUGGAUCCUCCUUCCAUGAACACAGACAGUAGCACCACCCCUGCUGCUGCUGCUGCUGCAUUUUAUAACGACGAAGCGAAAGAGAAAGAUAAAGAGAAAUUGAGAAAUUUGAAGACUCGAUCGUCACUGGGAAAAAAGAAGACAAUAAGGAGGAGAAAAGAAGAAUGGGAAGUGGGAGAGAAGAUUAUUAGGCGGUUAGCAGAAGCAUUGGUGAGGUCAGAGGAAGUGAGGAUGGAGACGAUGAGGGAGAUAGAGAAGAUGAGAGCUGAAGCCGAAGCCAAAAGAGGAGAAAUGGACCUUCAGAGGACUCAGAUCAUUGCCAAUACUCAGUUGGAGAUUGCGCGGCUCUUUGCAGCCUCUGCCAUAGCCAAUAAUGUUGAUUCUUCCUUGAGAAUUGGAAGACAUUGAAGAUUGAAAAACUGGAGGAACAAAUUGUAUGUAAUAUUAUAUGUACACACUUUUGGCAAUGUGAGACAGAGAAAUUUAACUGUGUUAUAUUUAUAGCCUAGGGGUACUCAAUUGGAACAGUUCUUGUAGGGAAUAUAUAACAUCUCUUACCUAAUUGUAAUCUUCUCUUUCAUUAACCAAUGCAAAGUUUUAGUAUA